Rhizophagus irregularis DAOM 181602=DAOM 197198 is the source of this 970-nucleotide messenger RNA. NCBI's taxonomy places the organism in Eukaryota, Fungi, Glomeromycota, Glomeromycetes, Glomerales, Glomeraceae. The record is from RefSeq and is a predicted model, not a curated record.
AAAUGAUGGAAAAUACUUUACAAGUUUUUUUACCUUUAAUUAGAUUUUUUAGUUUAUCAUCUAAAGAAUUUUUAUACAAAGUGAGUCCAUAUAAAAAAAUAUUAAACCAUCAGCUCUACAAAGAUUUAUUAAAUUCUCAUAUGGAUCCUGAUAUUGAACCAAAUAACAACAUUCCACUUCCCAGAAACUUAAAAAUAAGUAACGUUAUUGAAUCAAAUAUCGUUAAUUUAAAUAUAAUUUCGACUAUUUCAAGAUGGAUUGAUAAAAUUGAUUGUAAUAAUAAAUUUUCACUUCUGAGAGAAUUAUAUUUACAAUACAAAUUUAAAUUAUUAUUAAGAGGUAGUCGAGAUGGAUUUACUCCUAGAAAAUUUCAUGAAUUGUGUGAUAAUAAAUCUAAUACUGUUACAUUUAUUAAAGUUAAAGGAACUGAUGAGAUUCUAGGUGGAUAUAAUCCUUUAGUAUGGAAUUCUUCUAGUGGUUGGGGUCAAUCUUUAGAUAGUUUUAUAUUUUCUUUUAAGAAUAAAGAUUUAAUAUUAAGCUAUAUAAGCAAUAUGAAUCGUGCAAUAAAUUAUUAUAAAACUCAUGGUCCUUCAUUUGGUUAUGAUGAUCUUAAAAUAUCAUAUAAUGGUUGGUCUAAUGAUGUGGAUCCAUUUAAUUAUAAAAAAUGUAAACAAACAGAUUACGAGAAAAGGAUAAGAGAUACCGAAGAGUUUUUUGAUAUAGAAGAUUACGAGGUAUUUCAAAUCAUGAAAAAAUAAGAAAAUUUUUAUCUUAAAAACUACUCUAGUCUUAUGUUUAAGAUAAUUCAAAAAAAAAAGUAAAGAGAAUGAACUUUAAAAUAUAGUAAAAAGAUUUGGUAAUAUAGUUAUUUUUAAAAUCAAAUAAUAUUUAUCAUUUAAUAAAUCCUUCAUGAAGAUUAUAAAUUGUUACUUAUUUCAUUUUCAUAUAUAUAAAAAAAAUUUAUUAUUAU